Molecule: messenger RNA, 505 nt
Organism: Stylophora pistillata
Lineage: Eukaryota; Metazoa; Cnidaria; Anthozoa; Scleractinia; Pocilloporidae
Source: RefSeq, a predicted model, not a curated record
AAAACAUCGAAAGGAUUUCUUUUCAGCUUGUUUUUCGCGGACAUGGGAGUUUUUCUCCUCUUGUUCCCUAUCUCUGUGGUUCUUUCUCUCGGACAAUUUCAGUCCUGCCCAGAUGAUCAAUGCCGUAUAUUAGCCUUUCCAUCGACUCUGUUCUUCGUGGGAGAACGUCUCAUUAACCACGCCAUAGCAAACAUCAGUGUGAUUGACAGGGACACGUGCGAAUAUCGUUGCUACCUGGACUAUAACUGCGUCAGUGUUAACUUUUAUUUUGGAGAAAAUGGAGCAGAAACACACAACUGUGAACUGAAUAACUCAACGGCUAAGGAGUAUGAUGAGGAUCUGGUACAAGCAGCGAACUACGUGUACCAUGGAACUAAGGUACAUGGACGAGCUGUUAAUUAAAUGUCAAUCGCGCUUCUCUCUCUUUAAGCUAUUCGUGAGAGCUGAGGGAUACUUUCAUCCAUUAUUUGUUAUUUUACAUAAUUUUAAACACCUGCUAGCGUCG